AUGUCGUUCCAAGACAAAGUUCAGGGAACCAUCACCCAAAUUGACAAGGAACUCUCCAAAUACCCAAUUUUGAACAACCUCGAAAAGCAAAGCAACGUUCCUAAAGUCUACGCUUUCUUGGGCGUUAUUGCAUUCUACUUCUUUUUCAUAUUCUUCAACAUCGCAGGUCAACUCCUUACGAACUUUGCUGGGUUUGUUAUUCCAGGGUAUUACUCUUUGGAAGCUUUGUUCAGUGCUGGAACAGCCGAUGACACUCAAUGGCUCACGUACUGGGUUGUCUUCGCCUUCUUGACUGUUUUUGAGAGCGUGUUCACUGUUGUAUACUGGUUCCCUUUCUACUACACCUUCAAGUUCGUCUUCGUUUUGUGGCUCGCACUCCCAAUCACCAGCGGUGCUCAAAUCGUCUUCCGCUCCUUCAUUGCACCAGUCUUCUCCCGAUACUUCUCUGGAGCUAGCAAGGUCAAUGCUGCCGCAGGCAAGUCCUUGUAA
Sclerotinia borealis F-4128 is the source of this 489-nucleotide messenger RNA. NCBI's taxonomy places the organism in Eukaryota, Fungi, Ascomycota, Leotiomycetes, Helotiales, Sclerotiniaceae. The record is from the annotation of a GenBank genome assembly.